Monascus purpureus is the source of this 960-nucleotide messenger RNA. Lineage: Eukaryota; Fungi; Ascomycota; Eurotiomycetes; Eurotiales; Aspergillaceae. The record is from the annotation of a GenBank genome assembly.
AUGGCCCAGUACUACCCUCACCAGCAACCGUACGGAGCUCAGUCUUCGGCUCAGAAUCUCCAAUUCUUCCCCUCAUCUUACACAUCGGUAUCGGGACACACCACUCCGUCUCAGGCUGCAUAUGGUGGCUUUGGCGCACCUCCCAGCCAGGCCGCGCCCGCGUAUCCAGGGGGUGGCGGUUAUGGCGGAUUUGGGUCUUCAGCUGCUGGUGUGAGUGGAAGGAUGGGAGAGCAGGGCGGGCUGAGGACAGGCUGGCUCGCUGCCUUUGGGACAGAAGGAUACGAAGGAGAGCCGCCAUUACUGGAAGAAUUGGGGGUCAACUUUGAACAUAUCAGGACAAAGACAUUGACGGUCUUGAAUCCCUUUGCGCACAUCGACCAGCACCUCAUGGAUGACAGCGAUCUCUACGGAGCUCUCCUUUAUAUCGUCCUCUAUGGAACCAAUCUCCUAUUAUCAGGAAAGGUCUUCUACGGGUAUAUCUAUGGCGUUGCAGUCUUUGGAACUGUCGCUUUACACCUGAUCCUCAGCCUCAUGUCACCCGUUCUGGAUCCCGCAACAGCCGCGGCGGCAGCAGCAAUCCCCAACGCUGCCGACCCAAACAACUAUAAUCCUCAUCACAAGCCCUCCUCGUCCACUGGGUCUAUCGGCAACUUUUCUACUACUCUUACUUUCCCGCGAUCGGCGAGUGUUCUCGGCUACUGCUUCCUUCCGCUCGUCCUGACAAGUCUCAUCGGCAUCAUGGUCCCCAUGGACACAAUGCUGGGAUACCUUUUGACUACGGCUGCCGUCGGAUGGUGCACGUAUAGUUCUUCAGGGAUGUUCUGUGCCGUUGCUCAGAUGCGCGGGAUGAGAGGUCUGGUGGCGUAUCCGUUGGCCUUGUUUUAUGUUGUUUUUGGUAUUAUGGGCAUCUUCUCUUCCCGUGGUAGUGGGACACUGGCGGCGAAGACCGGGUCUGUUUGA